AUGACUCGGAUUUUAGUUCAGCGAGGCUCUGCUGGUUCAGCAUCAUCAUCACAGCCAUCAUCAUCGUCACAACCAUCAUCAUCAUUGUUGUCAUCAUCUUCUUCUUCCUCUUCUUCUGGCACUGCACAAGUUGUUCCAGCUGUAAAAGAUGAGAAUUUGGUAGCACAAGUUCAAGAACAAACUAUGGUGGGUGAGUUUAUAGAGAAAUGUGAUGUAUCUGUGAACAGAGGCGAGGAUUUUUUUUCGGGAACUUCAAAUGUUGAUCAGAGUGGAAGUAAAAUAUCCGAGAAUGAGAAGAAGGCAUGUGAUGAUGAUGUCACAAGUCCCAGAAAUUCCAGAAAAAGGUGUGGGGGAUUGGCAACUGUGAAAGAAGAAAAUAAUGUCGUGGGCUCUGGAAGUUCUUUCUAUACGGUCACUGGCAGUACAUAUCCACCACCUCCGCCUGUGCCCCCUCCUAAACCAGUGAGUACAAAUUCUAGAAGAUAUGCACCUUCCGAGUCGAGCGCUGUGAGAAUAGAGUCUUCCAGGAGAACUUCGGGCUGGCCUGGUGUGUCCAGCCAGUCAUCACCGACUGGAUCUCGUGCAUCUUCACCUAGGUCCCAUUGUGAAGGUGAAGGAUAUAACAGUGCUGAUGAGCAGGGUCCAUGCUUUAGUUCAUCCUUUGGUGAUUCAGAAAGGGAGCAUCAGUUUGUGAUUGAUUUGAGGCGACUUAAAGGCUUGGAAGUGAGAAACAUGCUCGAGGAUGGGAACUGCCUUUUUCGUGCUGUUGCAGAUCAAGUAUAUGGGGACUCUGAACUAUAUGAUUUGGCUAGGCAGAUGUGUAUAGACUAUAUGGAGAGAGAAAGAGAUCACUUUUCACAGUUCAUAACGGAAGGAUUUACUUCCUAUUGUAAGAGGAAGAGAAGGGAUAAGGUUUAUGGAAAUAAUAUGGAAAUCCAGGCUCUAUCAGAGAUGUACAAUCGGCCCAUUCAUAUAUAUUCUUACAGUACAGAACCUAUCAACAUAUUCCAUGGAAGUUAUAAUACUGACACGCCCCCAAUACGACUCAGCUACCACCACGGAAAUCACUACAAUUCCCUUGUGGAUCCACGUAGGAUGACCGUUGGAGCUGGACUUGGUUUUAGCUCUCUUCAGGGGAGGAACGUUGAUAAAGAUCAGGUCAAAGCAGUUAUUAAAGCUCAACAAGAUCAGCAGAUUGACAAUGCGCUUAUAGCUGAGGGACGAUUUCACUCUGAUCUUGAGCUGACUGAGAAGGAAAUCGAGCGCAUGGUAAUGGAAGCUUCUAGAGCCGAGUACCUGGCGGACGACAAAUUCAAGCAACAUAUAGGUCACAGGGAGUCGUCGACUUCUCGAGCGGAACCGUCAUCAUCUGCAGGCAGAUCGUCGGGAAGUGUUGCCAGGCUGGAAGGCAGGCGUGAGUCGAGCCCGCCAGGUUCAGUCUUGAACAGCAGCAUGGAGAUAAUGCUGUCCAUGGGAUUUAGCUAUAUGCAGGUGAUUGAGGCUUAUAGCAUUUUUGGGGACAACGUCGAUUCCAUGGUGUGUUACCUAUUAGAAACGAGUGGUAAUGGCAGGCGUAAAGGCAAGGUCACCGAAUAA
Striga hermonthica is the source of this 1596-nucleotide messenger RNA. The record is from the annotation of a GenBank genome assembly. Lineage: Eukaryota; Viridiplantae; Streptophyta; Magnoliopsida; Lamiales; Orobanchaceae.